Cynocephalus volans (Philippine flying lemur) is the source of this 7148-nucleotide messenger RNA. RefSeq names its product DNA polymerase epsilon, catalytic subunit (gene POLE). The transcript has 49 exons. Bases 19 to 6876 code for a protein of 2285 amino acids. Lineage: Eukaryota; Metazoa; Chordata; Mammalia; Dermoptera; Cynocephalidae. Gene Ontology annotation, molecular function: DNA binding; zinc ion binding; DNA-directed DNA polymerase activity. The record is from RefSeq and is a predicted model, not a curated record. Gene Ontology annotation, biological process: nucleotide-excision repair, DNA gap filling; DNA replication proofreading; base-excision repair, gap-filling. Gene Ontology annotation, cellular component: nucleus; epsilon DNA polymerase complex.
GGAGUGCGGUGCGGCGCAAUGGUGCUGAGGAACGGCGGUCGGCGGCGCGCGGAGCCGGGCGUGGACGGCGAGGCCGGCCGGGAUGAUGGCCCCUCGUCCUCAGUCUCAGCACUCAAGCGCCUGGAACGGAGUCAGUGGAUGGAUAAGAUGGAUUUACGGUUUGGAUUUGAGAGGCUAAAGGAGCCUGGUGAGAAGACAGGCUGGCUCAUCAACAUGCACCCUACUGAGAUUUUAGAUGAAGAUAAACGCUUAGUUAGUGCAGUGGAUUACUACUUUAUUCAAGAUGAUGGAAGCAGAUUUAAGGUGGCCUUGCCCUAUAAACCAUAUUUCUACAUUGCAACUAGAAAGGGUUGCGAGCGAGAGGUGUCAUCUUUUCUCACCAAGAAGUUUCAGGGUAAAAUUGCAAAAGCAGAGACUGUCCCCAAAGAGGACCUGGACUUGCCAAAUCACUUAGUGGGUUUGAAGAGAAAUUACAUCAAACUCUCCUUCCACACUGUGGAGGACCUUGUCAAGGUGAGGAAGGAGAUUUCCCCUGCUGUGAGAAAGAACCGGGAGCAGGAUCAUGCCAGUGACACGUACACAGCCAUGCUGUCCAGUGUUUUGCAAGGGGGUGGUGUAAUUACUGAUGAAGAGGAAACCUCUAAGAAGAUUGCUGACCAGUUGGACAACAUAGUGGACAUGCGCGAGUACGAUGUCCCCUACCACAUCCGCCUCUCCAUUGACCUGAAGAUCCACGUUGCUCAUUGGUACAAUGUCAGAUACCGAGGAAAUGCUUAUCCAGUGGAAAUUGCCCGCCGAGAUGACCUUGUAGAAAGACCUGACCCUGUGGUUUUGGCAUUUGACAUUGAGACGACCAAAUUGCCCCUCAAGUUUCCUGAUGCGGAGACAGACCAGAUUAUGAUGAUUUCCUACAUGAUUGAUGGCCAGGGCUACCUCAUCACUAACAGGGAGAUCGUUUCAGAAGAUAUCGAGGAUUUUGAGUUCACCCCUAAGCCAGAGUAUGAAGGGCCCUUUUGUGUCUUCAAUGAGCCCGAUGAGGUCCAUCUAAUCCAGAGGUGGUUUGAGCACGUCCAGGAGACCAAGCCCACUGUCAUGGUCACCUACAAUGGGGACUUUUUUGACUGGCCAUUUGUGGAGGCCAGAGCGGCAGCUCACGGCCUGAGCAUGUACCAGGAGAUAGGCUUCCAGAAGGACAGCCAGGGGGAAUACAAGGCACCCCAGUGCAUCCACAUGGACUGUCUCAGGUGGGUGAAGCGGGACAGUUACCUUCCUGUGGGCAGUCAUAACCUCAAGGCAGCCGCCAAGGCCAAGCUGGGCUAUGACCCUGUGGAGCUGGACCCUGAGGACAUGUGCCGCAUGGCCACCGAGCAGCCCCAGACUCUGGCCACGUAUUCAGUGUCUGACGCUGUUGCCACUUACUACCUGUACAUGAAGUACGUCCAUCCCUUCAUAUUUGCGCUGUGCACCAUUAUUCCCAUGGAACCUGAUGAGGUGCUGCGGAAGGGCUCUGGCACACUGUGUGAGGCCUUGCUGAUGGUACAGGCCUUCCAUGCCAACAUCAUCUUCCCCAAUAAGCAGGAGCAGGAGUUCAACAAGAUGACAGAUGACGGCCAUGUGCUGGAUGCUGAGACCUAUGUGGGGGGCCAUGUGGAGGCCCUUGAGUCUGGUGUCUUCCGCAGUGACAUCCCCUGCCGGUUUAGGAUGAAUCCUGCUGCCUUUGUCUUCCUGCUACAGCACGUAGAGAAGACCAUGCGCCAUGCCAUCGAAGAAGAGGAGAAGGUGCCUGUGGAGCAAGUCACCAACUUUGAAGAGGUGUGUGAUCAGAUCAAGACAAAGCUCACUUCCCUGAAGGAGGUUCCUAACCGAAUUGAGUGUCCCCUCAUCUACCACCUGGAUGUGGGGGCCAUGUACCCAAACAUCAUCCUGACAAACCGCCUGCAGCCCUCUGCCAUGGUGGACGAGGCCACCUGUGCCGCCUGUGACUUCAACAAGCCUGGAGCAAAUUGCCAGAGGAGGAUGGCCUGGCAGUGGAGGGGCGAGUUCAUGCCAGCCAGUCGCAGCGAAUACCAUCGGAUCCAGCACCAGCUGGAGUCAGAGAAAUUCCCCCCCUUGUUCCCAGAGGGGCCUGCUCGGGCCUUUCAUGAGCUGUCCCGUGAGGAGCAGGCUAAAUAUGAGAAGCGAAGGCUGGCAGACUACUGCCGCAAGGCCUACAAGAAGAUCCAUGUCACCAAGGUGGAGGAGCGCCUCACCACCAUUUGCCAGCGGGAGAACUCCUUCUAUGUGGACACAGUGCGUGCCUUCCGGGACAGGCGCUAUGAGUUCAAAGGACUGCACAAGGUAUGGAAGAAGAAGCUUGCAGCGGCUGUGGAGGCGGGCGAUGCAGCAGAGGUGAAGCGCUGCAGGAACAUGGAGGUCCUAUAUGACUCGUUGCAGCUGGCCCACAAAUGCAUCCUCAACUCCUUCUACGGCUACGUCAUGCGCAAGGGGGCGCGCUGGUACUCCAUGGAGAUGGCAGGCAUCGUCUGCUUCACGGGAGCCAGCAUCAUCACCCAGGCGCGUGAGCUCAUUGAACAGAUUGGGAGGCCCUUGGAGCUGGACACAGAUGGAAUAUGGUGCAUCCUGCCCAAUAGCUUCCCAGAAAAUUUUGUCAUCAAGACAACCAAUGUGAAGAAGCCCAAGGUGACCAUCUCCUACCCUGGGGCCAUGUUGAACAUCAUGGUUAAGGAAGGUUUCACCAACAACCAGUACCAAGAGCUGGCUGAUCCCUCAUCACUCACCUACGUCACCCGCUCAGAGAAUAGCAUCUUUUUUGAGGUUGAUGGACCCUACCUUGCCAUGAUCCUUCCAGCCUCCAAAGAGGAAGGGAAGAAGCUGAAGAAGAGGUAUGCUGUAUUCAAUGAAGAUGGUUCCCUGGCUGAACUAAAGGGCUUUGAGGUCAAGCGCCGUGGGGAGCUGCAGCUGAUUAAAAUCUUCCAGUCCUCAGUGUUUGAGGCCUUUCUCAAGGGCAGCACACUGGAAGAGGUGUAUGCCUCUGUGGCCAAGGUGGCUGACUACUGGCUGGACGUGCUGUACAGCAAAGCAGCUAACAUGCCUGACUCUGAGCUGUUUGAGCUGAUCUCUGAGAACCGUUCCAUGUCUCGGAAACUGGAAGAUUAUGGGGAGCAGAAGUCUACGUCCAUCAGCACCGCAAAGCGCCUGGCCGAGUUCCUGGGAGACCAGAUGGUCAAGGACGCAGGGCUGAGCUGCCGUUACAUCAUCUCCCGCAAACCUGAGGGCUCUCCUGUCACCGAGAGGGCCAUCCCACUUGCCAUUUUCCAAGCAGAGCCUACGGUGAGGAAACACUUUCUCCGGAAGUGGCUCAAGAGCUCUUCCCUUCAGGACUUUGAUAUUCGGACAAUUCUGGAUUGGGACUACUACAUCGAGCGGCUGGGAAGCGCCAUACAGAAGAUCAUCACAAUCCCUGCAGCUCUGCAGCAGGUGAAGAACCCAGUGCCACGCGUCAAACACCCUGACUGGCUGCACAGAAAGCUGCUGGAGAAGAAUGACAUCUACAAGCAGAAGAAGAUCAGUGAGCUCUUCGUCCUUGAGGGCAAGAGACAGGUUGUGACAGCCCAGGUCCUAGAAGGCAGCCCAAGGCCAGGGACUCCUGACAUGGAGGACUUCGGCCUUACAAGGCCACCCCACCCAGCAGUCCCCAUUGCUACAAAGAGGAAGCGAGUCCUUUGGGAGAGCCAGGAGGAGUCUCAGGAUCUGGAGCUGACUGUGCCCUGGCAGGAGAUCUUGGGGCAGCCCCCUGUACUCGGAACCACUCAGGAAGAGUGGCUGGUCUGGCUCCGGUUCCACAAGAAGAAGUGGCAGCUACAGGCACGACAGCGGCUCGCCCGCAGGAAGAGGCAGCGUCUGGAGUCAGCAGAGGGUGCUCCGAGGCCUGGGGCCAUUCGAGAAGGGCCUACCACAGGGCUGGGGAGCUUCCUGCGGAGAACGGCCCGCAGCAUCCUGGACCUUCCAUGGCAGAUCGUGCAGAUCAGUGAGACCAGCCAGCCUGGCCUGUUCCGGCUGUGGGCCAUCAUCAACAGUGACCUGCACUGCAUCAAGCUGAGCGUCCCCCGUGUGUUCUACGUGAACCAGCGAGUGGCCAAGGCCGAGGAGGGACCUUCAUAUCGUAAGGUGAAUCGAGUCCUUCCUCGUUCCAACGUGGUCUACAAUCUCUAUGAGUAUUCGGUGUCAGAGGACGUGUACCAGGAACAUAUCAACGAGAUCAAUACGGAGCUGUCAGCACCAGACAUUGAGGGCGUUUAUGAGACUCAGGUUCCAUUGUUGUUCCGAGCACUUGUGCAGCUGGGCUGUGUGUGUGUGGUCAAUAAACAGCUGGCGAGACACCUUUCAGGCUGGGAGGCAGACACCUUUGCUCUCGAGCACCUGGAGAUGCGAUCUCUGGCCCAGUACAGCUACCUGGAACCAGGAAGCAUCCGCCACAUCUACCUGUAUCACCACUCACAGGGCCACAAAGCACUCUUUGGGAUCUUCAUUCCCUCACAACGCAGAGCGUCUGUGUUCGUGUUGGACACUGUGCGCAGCAACCAGAUGCCCAGCCUCAGUGCCCUGUACUCAGCGGAGCAUAGCCUCCUGCUGGAAAAGGUGGGCCCUGAGCUCCUGCCGCCCCUCAAACACACCUUUGAAGUUCGGGCUGAAACCGACCUGAAGACUAUUUGCAGAGCCAUCCAGCGCUUCCUGCUCUCCUACAAGGAGGAGCGCCGGGGGCCCACACUCAUCGCCAUCCAGUCCAGCUGGGACCUGAAGCGGCUGGCUGCCGAAGUUCCCAUCUUGGAGGAAUUCCCACUGGUACCUGUCCGCGUGGCCGACAAGAUCAGCUAUGGAGUCCUGGACUGGCAGCGCCAUGGAGCCCGGCGCAUGAUCCGGCACUACCUCAACCUGGACACCUGUCUUUCACAGGCCUUCGAGAUGAGCAGGUACUUCCACAUUCCCGUUGGGAACCUGCCAGAAGACAUCUCCACCUUUGGCUCCGACCUCUUCUUUGCCCGCCACCUGCAACGACACAAUCACCUGCUCUGGCUGUCCCCAACAGCCCGCCCCGAUCUGGGUGGGAAGGAGGCUGAUGACAACCGCCUGGUCAUGGAGUUUGAUGACCAGGCCACAGUGGAGAUCAACAGCUCAGGCUGCUACUCUACAGUGUGUGUGGAGCUGGACGUACAGAACCUGGCGGUCAACACUAUCCUCCAGUCUCACCAUGUGAACGACAUGGAGGGCGCCGACAGCAUGGGUAUCAGCUUCGACGUGAUCCCGCAGGCCUCCCUGGAGGACAUGAUUACGGGCAACCAGGCUGCUAGUGCCCCAGCCAGCUAUGACGAGACAGCCCUGUGCUCCAGCACCUUCAGGAUCCUGAAGAGCAUGGUGGUGGGCUGGGUGAAAGAGAUCAUGCAGUACCACAAUGUCUACGCAGACAACCAGGUGGUGCACUUCUACCGCUGGCUCCGGUCGCCGUGCUCUCUGCUGCACGACCCCGCCCUGCACCGGACACUCCAUAACAUGAUGAAGAAGCUCUUCCUGCAGCUCAUCGCUGAGUUCAAGCGCCUGGGGUCAUCGGUCAUCUAUGCCAACUUCAAUCGCAUCAUCCUCUGUACAAAGAAGCGCCGGAUUGAAGAUGCCCUUGCCUAUGUAGAGUACAUCACCAACAGCAUCCACUCUAGAGAGAUCUUCCAUUCCCUAACAAUUUCUUUCUCUCGAUGCUGGGAGUUUCUUCUCUGGAUGGACCCAUCUAACUAUGGUGGAAUCAAAGGAAGAGUAUCAUCUGGUGUUCACUGUGGACAGAAAGACUCUGAGAGAGGGGGGCGAGCAGAGGACGAGCAGGAAAAUGAGGACGAUGGGGACGAAGAAACAGAAGAGGAGGAGGAUGUACAGGAAUCUGAUGUGGAGGAGUUACUGGAAAACAACUGGAACAUUUUGCAGUUUUUGCCUCAGGCAGCCUCUUGCCAAAGCUACUUCCUCAUGAUCGUUUCAGCGUACAUUGUGGCUGUGUACCAUAGCAUGAAGGACGAGCUGAGGCGCAGUGCCCCUGGGAGCACCCCCAUGAAGAGGAGGGGGUCCAGCCAGUUCUCCCAGGAGGCCGAGGGGGCAGCCGGAGCCCUUCCUGGAAUGAUCACCUUCUCUCAAGAUUACGUGGCAAAUGAACUCACUCAAAGCUUCUUCACCAUAACUCAGAAGAUUCAAAAGAAAGUCACAGGCUCUCGGAACUCAACUGAGCUCUCAGCGAUGUUUCCGCUCCUCCCUGGUUCUCACUUGUUGCUCAGUAACCCUGCUCUGGAGUUCAUCAAAUACGUAUGCAAGGUGCUGUCCCUGGACACGAACAUCACAAACCAGGUGAAUAAGCUGAACCGAGACCUGCUUCGCCUGGUGGACGUGGGUGAGUUCUCUGAGGAAGCCCAGUUCAGAGACCCCUGCCGCUCCUACGUGCUCCCCGAGGUCAUCUGCCACAGUUGUAAUUUCUGCCGAGACCUGGACCUCUGCAAAGACUCCUCCUUUUCCCAGGAUGGGGCUGUCCUACCACAGUGGCUCUGCUCCAACUGUCAGGUCGCCUACGACUUGUCUGCCAUUGAGAUGGCCCUGGUGGAAGCCCUGCAGAAGAAGCUGAUGGCCUUUACCCUGCAGGACCUGGUCUGCCUCAAGUGUCGUGGUGUGAAGGAGACCAACAUGCCCGUGUACUGCGGCUGCACAGGGGACUUCGCGCUCACCAUCCAGACACAGGUCUUCAUGGACCAGAUUGGAAUCUUCCGGAACAUUGCCCAGCACUAUGGCAUGACGUACCUCAUGGAGGCCCUGGAGUGGUUGCUGCAGAAGAAUCCUCGGUGGGGCCGUUAGAAGCCCAUGGAUGGGCUCAUGGGACACCAGGCAUCCUCAGAUCCAGAGAGGUCCACGUCCUCAGCUCCGAGUGACUGGGCCACUGACCACCUGACUUUCCAAACUUGUGACCACAGUGCAGGGAACAGGGGCAAGCCAAGGAAAACCAUUUUCGGGGCACUCAAAAGUGGCAUGAACUUGCAGGAGCAGAUGUCUCCAUCUUCGCCAGAGCCGCCACUGAGGCAGAUUGUGCUCUGAGAGGCGGCUGGAGGGUCCUGAGGGAUCUUUUCUCU